UCCACCCAUGCUGUCUCCACUGAACUAACAGGAAAGGAAUUUGUCCAGACUAUCAGGACAGCGGAGAUGGGAAGGCCCGGGGGGCAGGCUUGGGGCGCUAGGCCUCACUAUGCAGCUGCAGGAGAAAAGUAAGCCCGGCCUGGACCACUGCAGGAGGACUGCUGAGGGUUCAAGGGCCAGAGAGAAGGGAGACUGAGGGCUAGAAAUAGGAGGAGGCUAAAGGGAAGAGGACAGGGGAGACUAGGCUACGGGGUAACCAAAAGGCAGAGACAGUGGGAAUGGAUGGCGAGACUAACAGGAGACUGAGGCCUACAUAGAGGGCAGGUCGCGGGGGGAUGCUGAGACUGGGGUUGGGGAGACAGAAGGUUGGAGCCCUUCAGGGUCUUGCCCGUUUCCUGGUCUCCUGGCCCCACAGCCCUUCCAGGUCCUGCCAUCUCCUUGCAGUUCCCUGGCUAAGGAAUAAGCCUAGCCUGAUUCCAGCCACCCCACCCAGAUGCCCUUACCCUGGAACAAAGCGGGAGUGGUCCCCUGGGCCUGCCUGCUUCCAGCGCAGGGCAGGGCUUAGUCACCAGGCAGGCACUUGUUGUAGCAACGGUCCCUGGGGGCCCAUCCUGGGGAACGGAACUGCGAGCAGGAAAGAUGGGGGAACCAGAGUCUCCAUCCCCUCCAGCCCCCCAGGCUGCCCCAGGCCUCCUGGACAGCCACUCUGAGAUGAACAACUACCGGCGGGCCAUGCAGAAGAUGGCAGAGGACAUCCUGUCACUGCGGAAACAGACCAGCGUCCUGGAGGCAGAGAACCGCAUGCUGAGAAGCCAGCUGGCCCAGAAGGAGGUAGAAGAGGAGUCAGCCAGCCCUGACAAGGCCCAGAACCUGGCAUCCAUGAAGCAGAAACUGCUGCUGAGUGAGCUGGACAUGAAGAAGCUGAGGGACAAGGUGCAGCGUUUGCAGAAUGAACUGAUUCUAAAGAAUGAUCGAGAAAAGGAGCUGCUCCUCCUACACCAGGCUCAGCAGCCACAGGCUGCGCUGCUGAAGCGCUACCAGGACAAGCUGCAGAAGAUGAAGGCGCUAGAGGAGACCGUGAGGCACCAGGAGAAGGUGAUCGAGAAGAUGGAGCAAGUGCUGGAGGACAAGCUGCGCAAGAGGGGCAAGCCCCUGCAGGACAAGCCGCAGGGAAAGCCCAGCAUGCGCUUCCCCAUGCUCUGGGCCUCUGGCCUUCCUCUGGGUCCUACGGGCGAGAAUCUGCCUGUUGACGUCUACUCAGUGCUGCUCACGGAAAACUCGAGACUGCGGGCAGAGCUGGAUAAGAACCACCACCAGUCGGCCCCCAUCAUUCUGCAGCCGCAAGCCCUGCCGGUGGACCCUGGGGAGUUGGAAGCAAGAAGAGACCUGGCAGAAAGCCUGCAAGAGACAGAAGCCCCGGGCCACUCCAGGGGCACCCUGCCCGCACAGGAUCUCCUUGCCAGUAAUUCAGACAAGUUUAACCUCCUGGCCAAGCUGGAACGAGCUCAGAGCCGGAUCUUGUCCCUGGAAAGCCAGUUAGAGGACUCAGCUCGGCGCUGGGGACGAGAGAAGCAGGACUUGGCCACACGGCUGCAGGAACAAGAAUAUGGCUUGCGGCACCCUUCCAACAUGGUCGCCACAGACGUGCCCGUGAGUGAUCCCCAUGGGGGAGCUUCUUGGGGCUCGGGUGGUGGGUCUGACAGCUAUCCCACCUCCAGAGUCACUGGACCCUGA
Capra hircus (goat) is the source of this 1734-nucleotide messenger RNA. RefSeq names its product coiled-coil domain containing 33 (gene CCDC33). Lineage: Eukaryota; Metazoa; Chordata; Mammalia; Artiodactyla; Bovidae. Gene Ontology annotation, cellular component: peroxisome. The transcript is spliced from 9 exons. The record is from RefSeq and is a predicted model, not a curated record. The coding region runs from base 640 to 1734 and encodes 364 amino acids.